AUGAUGAUGGACCUGACAUGGACUCUUCAUCCAGAUACCACCACUGGCAAUAAGUGGCAUAUCGGCCAAAUGUUUAUCCAGAGUGUCGGCAAUGCGCGAGGUCUAUCAAGUAGUAACGACGGCAUCAAGCAUCAACAAGGCGACAGCUACAGGCAUCCCAGCAAAUCGUAA
Messenger RNA from Pyricularia oryzae 70-15, 171 nucleotides. RefSeq lists its product as uncharacterized. The coding region runs from base 1 to 171 and encodes 56 amino acids. NCBI's taxonomy places the organism in Eukaryota, Fungi, Ascomycota, Sordariomycetes, Magnaporthales, Pyriculariaceae. The record is from RefSeq and is a predicted model, not a curated record. The transcript has 2 exons.